Molecule: messenger RNA, 1800 nt
Organism: Klebsormidium nitens
Lineage: Eukaryota; Viridiplantae; Streptophyta; Klebsormidiophyceae; Klebsormidiales; Klebsormidiaceae
Source: the annotation of a GenBank genome assembly
CAACGGGCGACGUGGCCAAAUCCAUUUGACCACGACGAUCUACCUAGCCAAAGUGCAAGAUCUCUACCUAUUAGUAUUAGGUAGUAUGAUCUCCGCAUUCUCACCAGAUCCAUCUAGGCUCCCUUCACGCUUCUUAAGCGCUUCAUUGUUGCUGAUUCUAAACCCUCCUCCAGGUGGCUAAGUCCAUUCGCAUUUUCCCAGCUUUGAUUGACUCCGCAGCUGAGCCGUUUUGCGUUUCGGCGGUAGAUCCUUUCCAAAGCAGCAGCUUCUCGGAACCAGGAGAGAUGGCUCUUGCAAAAUGCAUGCACAGCCAGGCCCUGCCGCUGUCUCACCCGCUCUCUACACCCUCCCUUUUGCGGUCAACUGAGUGUAUUGCGCCCACCAUCCCUCUCCUGCAAAGAUCAGCAAAGAGCGGUGUGCGUAAGCAGCACAAGGCAGCUUGCAGGGCCGCUGUUUCGACGGGGGCGGAAAGGAUUGUGAAAACUGAAGACAGAAUCCAGCUUGGCAAGUCUUCAGUCGAGGUGUCUCCCAUUGGGGUGGGCGCUUGGGCCUGGGGAGACAAGUUCUUCUGGAAUGAUGGGAGCUGGACUGAUGAGAAGAUUGAGGGAGCACGUCAGGCAUACGAGACCACUCUCAGUUCAGGCCUCAACUUCUUUGAUACAGCUGAGGUUUACGGGACAGCCCAAUUCGGCUCCGAUGACUCCGAGUCUCUCCUUGGCCGCUACAUCAAGGAAAGCAAGCAGAAUGUGAGGCCCAUUGUGGCUACCAAGUUCGCUCCGCUGCCUUGGCGCCUUGGAAAGGGGUCCGUUGUUGCUGCUGUCAAGCAGUCGCUGUCGCGGUUGCAGAUGGACCAGAUCGACCUCUAUCAGCUGCACUGGCCGGGCAUCUGGGGGAAUGAGUGGUACCUUGAUGGCUUGGCGGAGGCCGUCAACCAAGGUCUUGUCAAAGCUGUUGGUGUGUCUAAUUACAAAGAGGACCGCCUGCGUGCAGCCCACGCACGGCUGGCGGAGAGGGGGAUCCCCCUGGCCUCCAACCAGGUACACUACAACUUGCUCUACCGGCUGCCCGAGAAGAACGGCGUGAAGCGGACCUGCGACGAACUAGGCGUCACGCUCAUCGCGUAUUCGCCGUUGGCACAGGGCAUUCUGAGCGGGAAGUAUACGCCGGAGAAGCCCCCGAGCGGGCCCCGGGGGACCACGUACGGCCGGGAGUUUUUGAGCCAGAGCUUGCCGCUGCUAAAGCGCCUGAAGCAGAUUGGGCGGAACUACGGGGACAAGACGUCAAUCCAAGUGGCGUUGAACUGGCUCAUUGCGCAGGGGAACGUGGUCCCUAUCCCCGGGGCGAAGUCCCGAGCACAGGCGGAGGAGUUUGCGGGUGCCUUGGGCUGGAGCCUGUCCGACGAAGAGGUCCAGGAGCUGAGGGAGUUGUCGGAGCGAGUGCCGCCGGUGCAAGGGUUUCCAGUAGAGGCUUGGUGAUUGGACGGCCAACACAUUGUUUGUCGCGGGUUAUUUUACCCUGUCCAUUGGACGAGUUGACAACCAAAUUGAAAUCUUUCCGGCCAGCAGUAAGUGGGAGUCUACAGUUCUUCCUGAAGUCGAACCAGGAUGGGACAAGCAGCAAGCUGUGUGUAAAUAGUUGUGACAGGCUUGCGACUUUUGAUAUAAUGGAGAUUUUAGCUUAUGAAUGGAAUCGGUGUUGAAUUGAAUCUGUGUGACAAAUACAUAGGCUGUGUGAAACGGACAUGUUCACGAAGUGCACGGCAUCAAAAUAUGCACGAGUUAGGACGUGCGCUGAUUAGCA